AUGGCUAUCAAAUCUCACAGUGCAACGACCCACUGGGCAGUCAUAGUUGGCAUCGAUUACUAUCCCGAACCCAAACAUAAAUGUCUCAAAGGCUGUGUUCGAGAUGCGACGACCGUCAAGCUCUUCCUCGAAACAGGCGAACCCAAUGCGAACAUAGCUGUCCUUACCGCAACAGCUCCCACAGAUCCCAGCUUCGGUCGUCCAUCAGAAGAACCAGAAGUAUGGCCGACAUAUGAGAACUUCAUCUCUAGCCUUCGCAGGGUAAUCGAUAUGGCAAAAAGCGGAGACUUUGUCUACAUCCACUACUCUGGACACGGCGCGCGAUUUUCCGGCCUUGCGCAAUCCGAACUUGCUUUAGUCCUGCUAUCGGAAGAUGGUAGGGGAAGCAGAUACCUUAGAGGUCAAACUCUGGCAAUGGCCCUACACAAGAUGGUUGAGGAGGGAAUUCGUGUCACACUCGUCCUUGAUUGUUGCUUUUCUGGGAGUGUGGUGCGCAACAGCGACUGGCACGGGUUUGACGUGCGAUGCAUCGAUUACAACCCUAUCUUCGAUGCUGCCAGCCUCCAAGAGCAUAGUGCGGGCUUAUUUGACGUAGCCAGCACUUUACGCGAUUCCUCGAUGGAGAAAGACUGGCUUCUCAGUCCCGAUGGCUAUGGAAUCCUCUCAGCGUGCGCUCCCCAGGAAUACGCAUAUGAAAUUGAAAUAGGGAAUGAGACACGAGGUGCUCUCACCUACUCUCUCCUCGAUGCUCUCAGCACUUUGAGGAACAGAGGCACAGAACUUACGCACCAAUCCAUACAUGAGCACCUUAGCACAAGGUUCCAUGUCUCCUGGCCGCGGCAAACUCCAAUGCGCUAUGGUAAUGAGAACUUUGCAUUUUUUGGGAACUCUCUCCUCCCACCGGAUAAUGCUUUUGUUCCGAUAUACAAGACGGAAGAUGACCAACUAUGUUUAAGAGCAGGACAUAUACACGGUGUCUGCGAAGGUGAUGAGUACGCCGUAUAUCCGUUCGAUACCCCUGAGCACGCCCAAAAUCAGGAGGAAAAGGCACUUCUGAAUGUGCGAGUCAACACUGCUCGAGUCUUCGAAUCGGAAUUGAUAGCGAUCGACCCGACAUCAGCCCUACAGUUCCAGAUGGGCUGGAAAGCAAAGCCACUUACCAGUCUUUCUCCUCGAUGUAUUCCAGUAAAACUUCCGGCGAGCAUCAGCGGCAACGGUCAAUUAGAAGAGAUAGCAAAGGGACUAAGUUUCGUGCGCCUUUUCACAGAGUACCAAACGGAGGAACCAUGCAUAUUCAACGUAAUCAUCAACGAACAUGACGAGUACGAAGUAGUCGACGCUUUACAUGACAAAGUGCCCUGUGUUCCAAACAUAUCAUGCAGCUCGGACGGAUCAACAAAAGCUCUCGUAGAGGUCCUACAACACCUUGCAACAUUCAAGUACUUUGAGGGAGUGAUGAAUCGGCUGUCCAGUUUAAGCUUUGAAGAGUCAUUCAAACUUACUCCUAAAAUUCCUGCUGGUGAAUCCGGAGCAUUCCACGUCAUGCACGACACAAAAUGGGAAUUUACAGUUGAGAAUAGCAGCAAUAAGCCGUUAUACUUGGCCAUAUUUGACUUCGCCCCCUCUUGGCGAAUCAAAAACCUCGUUUCUGGAUCAGGUGGAGGUGGUUAUAAAAUUAUACCACCAAGGAAUGAAGGAAUGGACAGUAGGCGGGUAAUAAUAGGGUUGCGGAUGAAGGUCCCUGAGUUCCUUCAGAAUUGCGGCAAAGGUCGGUGUGAAGACAUCAUCAAAGUCUUUAUCACAAGCAAGCCAACUUUUUUUCCUCUGAUGGUCUUACCCGAGAUUUCUCGCACUGCUGACAGUGUAUUUCGAGACAUUCAUAGCGGCGAUGGUCUGUCUGCUUUUCUCUCAACGUUGACCACUGGUUUCCGAGGGCAGGAUGAGGAUGCAUGGGCAACUCAGAACUUCAUAAUACGCACUGUGUUGGAGUAAACCAUGUAAAUCAGAGACCAUUUGAUUUCAUUACGUUAUACUUCAAACAAGACCAAUGCAACAUUUUCCCUGACAUCUCAGCCCUUACAACAAAAUGUUGCUCGCUCAUCAGAAAAAGUCUUCCGGCUCCAGUUCCAGCUCCGAUUCUUCGAGGACUUUUCCGUUCUUUACUGGUGUCUUAUUCGCGUCGCAGAGAAUGUAUUUCCCAUUGUUGACAGACGAUACUAGAAAUGGACCUUCUCGUGAAGGAGUAAUGAUGUAAACUCGGUCGUUUGGUCGGAACUUGGGUUGCUGGCGGUGGUUUAUACGGAUUAACGAAAUAGUCUGGUGAUUUAAACUUACGUUGCUGUAUUCCUCUACAUCAAAACGGCCACCGUCAUCGCGGAAAACUAUUUCCUGG
Mytilinidion resinicola is the source of this 2392-nucleotide messenger RNA. RefSeq lists its product as uncharacterized. The record is from RefSeq and is a predicted model, not a curated record. Gene Ontology annotation, molecular function: cysteine-type endopeptidase activity. Bases 1 to 1992 code for a protein of 663 amino acids. The transcript has a single exon. NCBI's taxonomy places the organism in Eukaryota, Fungi, Ascomycota, Dothideomycetes, Mytilinidiales, Mytilinidiaceae. Gene Ontology annotation, biological process: proteolysis.